Messenger RNA from Macrosiphum euphorbiae (potato aphid), 279 nucleotides. The record is from the annotation of a GenBank genome assembly. NCBI's taxonomy places the organism in Eukaryota, Metazoa, Arthropoda, Insecta, Hemiptera, Aphididae.
AUGUUGAAAACAGAAAUUAAUCUUCUUAAACAUACAGAUAAUAUUAUACCGAAAGGCGAGAAGAAUAAAUGUGGUGAUUGGAUAAAUUGGCUGACACAAUCCAACUGUGGAAGGGAAACUAUAUUUUGUAAUGUUAUUAAAGCAUUGAAAACAUUUAUGAUUAUACCAGUAACGAGCUGUGCUUGCGAGCGUUCAUUUUCUAAACUUAGUAUUGUGAAAACCAAGCUACGCAGCACCAUGACACAGGAUUCAUUGAGCAAGAACUUGCUUAUAAUAUAA